GCCAGGGACUCCCGCAACCACCUCUGCCACGUUCUCGACCGCUGCCUGCAGUACCGACGACCGGCGGCUCCCGGACCGUGCCGCAUUCCUCUACAAGCGCUAAACAGAGUUGUGCCUGCCGACAACCAGCACAACCCCACAAGGAUACCGUCCUCAUCCUAAGAAGACAGACAGAAAGGAGUUUUGACAAAUGGAUUGCCCCUUUAAGAAAUACCUUAAUAUUUUCUACAAGGAAGUGAAAGGCAUCACCACACUCUGCCAUGUUUACGGCUUAUAUUGUGACCCUGCUCUUAUCUGUUACUCUCAGAAAUGAUGGCUUAUAAAGAAGACCACAAGCGGUCCCCCUAACACCCAGAACAUAAUUCUGUCUGGCUGCAGCAGCAUCUUUGUCCCACCUGAAGCACAGGCCGGGUACCACAAGCAGUUUGGGAAGAUUUUUCGCAUGAAGCUUGGCUCUUUUGACUCGGUACACAUCGGAGCCCCCUGCCUGCUGGAAGCUCUCUACAGGGAAGAAAGUAACUACCCCAAGAGGCUGGAGAUCAAACCAUGGAAGGCUUACAGAGACUACCGAGAUGAGGCCUAUGGGCUCCUCAUAUUAGAAGGUAAAGACUGGCAGAGAGUCCGCAGCGCCUUCCAGCAGAAAUUGAUGAAGCCGACAGAAGUUGGGAAACUAGACACCAAAAUCAAUGAGGUCAUGGAAGAUUUCAUCCAGAGACUCGACAGCGUCUGCACCCAGGAAGGAAGGAUCGCAGAUCUGUACUGUGAGCUGAACAAGUGGUCGCUGGAGAGUAUCUGUCUUGUCCUCUAUGAGAAGAGAUUUGGAUUUUUACAGCCCAGCCUGGGAGAGGAGGCUCUGGAUUUUAUCACGGCCAUAAAGACAAUGAUGAGCACAUUUGGGUUGAUGAUGGUGACACCCGUGGAACUUCACAAAAGCCUUAACACAAAGAUUUGGAAGGAUCACACCCAGGCCUGGGACAGCAUCUUCAGAACCGCCAAGUGUCACAUAGACAGGAGACUGACAUCUAAGGACAAUGAAGACUUCCUUUGCACCAUCUACAAGGACAGCAAACUGUCCAAGAAGGAGAUGUACGCCACUAUUACCGAGAUGCUGAUUGGAGCUGUGGAGACGACAGCUAACAGCUUACUUUGGGCCAUUUUUAAUAUUUCCCGCCAUCCGAACAUUCAGAAGAAACUUUACGAUGAGAUUCAAAGUAUCUUAUCUCCCGAACAAGUGCCGACAGCAGAAGACAUUAGGAAUAUGCCGUAUCUGAAGGCGUGCUUAAAGGAAUCCAUGAGGAUAAGCCCUUCUGUUCCAUUCACAACUCGCACUCUGGAUAAAGAGACUGUACUGGGAGAAUAUGUGUUACCCAAAGGAACCGUCCUGACCAUCAACAGCCAUGUCUUGGGAUUCAAUGAAGAAUGUUUUGAUGAUUGGAAGGAGUUUCGCCCAGAGAGGUGGCUACAAGACAAAAAUACCAUCAACCCAUUUGCUUAUGUUCCAUUUGGAAUCGGAAGGAGGAUGUGUAUUGGCCGACGGUUGGCAGAACUGCAGCUACAACUAAGUCUUUGCUGGCUGGUCAGGAGAUACAACAUUGUGGCCACAGACAACAAACCUGUGGAGACCAUUCACUCAGGGACCCUGAUGCCUAAUAGAGAUCUCCCGGUGGCAUUCCUCAGGAGAUAGUAGAAGCUCUGACUAACGAAGAAGACGCACAAACCGGUCAGCACUGGAUCCUGCCAGACCCACUGGCACCAGCAUUUCCAGGCAGCACAGUCCACGAUCCUUGACCCAAUCAGAUAAGAUGAGAUGCAGAUGUUUACACUGAACCCUGCCGUCAAAUCUCUGAAUUCUGCAAAGGUCGGGCCCUCGGGGGCGGAAUACAGACCUUGGGCCGCUGCCCAGCCUAUUUACAGAAUAUCUACAUACAUAUAUCAGGGUCACUGUUAUGUUCUGCUAUAAGUAGGUCAAGGCUCCAGCAGGGGCACAGAGAUGUGUUACAAGAAGGUGACAACAAUAACGAAAAACGCAUAUAGCCGCGUGAUUCGGAGGAUUGAUGCACUAUGUUAUUUCUCCUUGUUUUCUUUACCCCUCCAAAUAAAAAGAAAUUCCCAUCCUGUUCUUUUUAGAUCUGUCUCUGGGAAAGCUGAGUGACAAACAUUUAGACCCCAAUUUAAAGUCUGGGGAGACAAAUCUACUGUAUCUAACCACGUUGUGGUUUUUCCUUGCAUCGCCUUCAGUUCCUGUGAAAUGUAUAUCUUUUAUCGGUCACAUUCCUGGGCACAUGUUGCCCUCAUUUAGGAACUUUUUGAUACCCCUGCAUUCUUCUAUGCACAUAGUUCUGGGACUUGUUGAUGUUUAGUUGUGUGUAUAUAUGUAUAUAAAUGUGUUAUAAUAUUCUUCAGUUAGAUUAUUAUUUGUAUCCUUUUAUUUGACUUUUGUUUUCUAUUCAAUAAAAGAUCUAAAA
Hyla sarda is the source of this 2465-nucleotide messenger RNA. Its product is annotated as 1,25-dihydroxyvitamin D(3) 24-hydroxylase, mitochondrial. Bases 443 to 1684 code for a protein of 413 amino acids. The record is from RefSeq and is a predicted model, not a curated record. Gene Ontology annotation, molecular function: monooxygenase activity; oxidoreductase activity, acting on paired donors, with incorporation or reduction of molecular oxygen; iron ion binding. The transcript is spliced from 14 exons. Lineage: Eukaryota; Metazoa; Chordata; Amphibia; Anura; Hylidae. Gene Ontology annotation, cellular component: mitochondrial inner membrane. Gene Ontology annotation, biological process: cortisol metabolic process; cellular response to peptide hormone stimulus; cholesterol metabolic process.